AAUUUUUUUAUUUGAUUUCGUUCUUUAAAAAUUUAUAUAUUUUUCUUUUAGACGUUUUUUAUCAAAAAAAGAAAUGAAAAUAUGUCAAUGAAGAGCGUUUCUUCUUGUACAAGCACUGAAAAGUAUAAAAGCAAGCUGUAUACUGAGGUAAAAAUAGAUCAAAAGCCAAUCAUAUAUGAUGAUAUUUACAACAUAUCAUUUUGUGGUUUGGAAAAACUUCAUCCAUUUGAUUCUGGAAAAUGGGGAAAAAUUGUGACAAUCUUAAUCGACAAAGGUUUUAUGCAACGUAAGCAUAUCAUCAAACCAGAAGAGGCAGCAGAGGAAGAUUUACUAUUUGUGCAUACAAAAAGAUACAUCAAUAGUUUGAAGUACAGCUUCAAUGUUGCCAUGAUAACUGAGAUACCACCUGUUUCAUUGGUUCCAAACUUUAUAGUGCAAAGAGUGCUUUUAAAGCGAUUGAGAUAUCAAACUGGUGGCACAGUUUUGGCUGCCAAAGUAGCAAUAGAAAGAGGCUGGUCGAUAAACAUUGGAGGGGGAUUCCAUCAUUGCUCGAGUGACAAUGGUGGUGGCUUCUGUGCAUAUGCUGACAUCACCUUAGCUAUCAAGCUUCUGCUUGAAAAUAAUAAAUCAAUAAAGAAAGUGAUGAUUAUCGACCUGGAUGCUCACCAGGGAAAUGGACACGAGCGCGAUUUUAUGACAGAUGAUAAUGUAUAUAUUAUGGACGUGUAUAACUGUAAUAUAUAUCCCAUGGAUACAUUUGCAAAAGAUGCGAUAAACAAAAAAGUAGAAUUAAGAAGUUUUACAGAUGAUAAGGAUUAUUUAGAUUUAGUUACAAGGAAUAUGAAUGACGCCCUCGAUGAAUUUCAACCAGAUUUUGUGUUGUACAAUGCAGGUACCGACAUAUUGGAAGGUGAUCCACUCGGUGCUCUCAGUGUGACAGGCGAGGGUAUUAUCAAGCGCGAUGAAAUAGUGUUCGAAGCUCUUCGGAGGAGAGACAUACCAAUAACCAUGGUUACAUCUGGAGGCUACCAACGCCGAACUGCUGCAGUGAUAGCCGAGUCGAUUUUAAAUUUGGGGAAAAAAGCAUUAUUAUCCGACCGAACAUCAUAGAAUUUCCUGCUUGUAAAUUUUUAAUUUUUUGUUUUUUAUACAAUACAUUAUUAAUGUUACUUAGAAAUUUAUUCAAUAUAUUUCAUGGUUUGUUAUAUACUUUAAA
Hydractinia symbiolongicarpus is the source of this 1216-nucleotide messenger RNA. RefSeq names its product histone deacetylase 11-like. The record is from RefSeq and is a predicted model, not a curated record. NCBI's taxonomy places the organism in Eukaryota, Metazoa, Cnidaria, Hydrozoa, Anthoathecata, Hydractiniidae. Bases 82 to 1110 code for a protein of 342 amino acids. The transcript has 12 exons. Gene Ontology annotation, molecular function: histone deacetylase activity.